Messenger RNA from Arachis ipaensis, 2197 nucleotides. The record is from RefSeq and is a predicted model, not a curated record. Lineage: Eukaryota; Viridiplantae; Streptophyta; Magnoliopsida; Fabales; Fabaceae.
AUAGCAUGUAAAUGAUUGCUUUCUUGAUGCCUUAAUUCCUUAUCAUCAUUCAGUACUGUUAGCACCGAUGGUUCUUGUUUAAUUAGUCUCUGCUGCUUAAUUUUAUCUCUUGUAGAAAAGAAUUAAAAGUGCUGUGUUCUUGUGAAAUUGAAAAUUUCAUUGUAGAAGAAAUUAAAUGGAACCUGAUGAAGAUGAGAUUCAUAAUUGUUUGAUCAAGCUGAGAAGUAGUCCUGAAAGACGGAGGAAUAAGGUUUACAUUGGUUGUGGAGCAGGGUUCGGGGGUGACAGGCCUUUGGCUGCUCUUAAGUUGCUUCAAAGAGUCAAGGAACUAAACUAUCUGGUUCUCGAAUGCCUGGCGGAGCGCACUCUUGCCGAUCGCUAUCAAAUCAUGAUGUCUGGUGGCGACGGUUAUGACUCUCAGAUUUCAGACUGGAUGCAUACACUGUUGCCUCUGGCUUUGGAAAGAGGAACUUGCAUAAUUACCAAUAUGGGUGCUAUGGAUCCUCAGGGCGCACAACACAAGGUAUUAGAACUAGCUAGAGACAUGGGGCUUAAUGUUUCUGUGGCUGUAGCUCAUGAAGUGCCUACUUCAAUUUUAGGUUCAGGAUUGUCACAUGUGAAGUCCUAUACCAUGGAGGGUGGUAUCAGCACAUACAUGGGUGCUGCUCCUAUUGUUGCCUGUCUUGAGAAAUACCAACCCAACGUAGUAAUCACUUCAAGAGUUGCAGAUGCUGCUUUAUUCUUAGCACCUAUGGUUUAUGAGCUAGGUUGGAACUGGGAUGAAUGGGAGCAUCUUGCUCAAGGAUCCAUGGCAGGGCAUCUUCUAGAGUGUGGUUGUCAACUCACAGGGGGAUAUUUCAUGCAUCCAGGAGACAAGUACCGAGAUAUGUCCUUUGAGCAGCUACUGGAUUUAUCACUUCCUUAUGCAGAAAUCUCUUAUGAUGGGCAAGUAUGUGUGGCCAAAGCUGAAGGAAGUGGUGGAGUUCUGAAUUUCAGUACAUGUGCCCAACAAUUAUUGUACGAGAUUGGAGACCCCAGUGCUUAUGUGACCCCAGAUGUAGUAAUUGAUUUUCAGGAUGUAUCAUUCGUUCCAUUAUCGAGCUGCAGAGUUGUGUGUCACGGGGCAAAACCAUCUACUACUAAUUCAGCUCCUGAUAAACUUUUGCAGUUGGUUCCAAAGGAAUGUGGAUGGAAAGGAUGGGGAGAGAUAUCAUAUGGUGGAUAUGAAUGCGUUAAACGCGGUAAAGCAGCAGAAUAUGUGGUUAGAUCAUGGAUGGAAGAAACAUUCCCCGGAGGCGGACUCAAUGAGUGUAUACAUUCUUGUAUCAUUGGAUUUGAUAGCCUCAAGGCUUGCAGCCUAGACAAUACUAGUCAAGAUAUUAGGUUACGCAUGGAUGGACUUUUCCAGCACAAGGACCACGCUCUCCGCUUUACCACGCAAUUUACGGCAUUGUAUACAAAUGGACCGGCUGGCGGUGGUGGUGUCAGUACUGGAUAUAAGAAAGAGAUUCUUCUAGAAAAGCAGCUGGUUAGGCGUGAAGAUGUUUUCUGGCGAAUCGCACUGAAGCAGAACACAAAUAGUAGUCUGUCCAAUAAAUUGGUUCAUCCUGAAUGCAGCUUCACAGCACUCUCACAAGCUGAUACUCAACAAGUUGCUUGCUCCCCGGCGCCGUCGGGUCGAAACAUUCCACUCUAUGAGGUAGCACACAGCAGAGCCGGAGACAAAGGAAAUGACAUCAACUUCUCUAUCAUCCCACAUUUUGGUCCUGAUAUUCACAAGUUGAAGCAAAUUGUUACACCUGAGUGGAUAAAGUCAGUGGUCGCACCACUCAUAGACUCCUCUUCAAAUCCUGAUCUUGAUACAAGAAAAAAUAGAGACAAAUGGGUCCAUGAAAAUGUUAAGGUUGAGAUAUAUCAAGUUAAGGGAAUCCAAGCAUUGAAUGUUGUUGUUAGGAACAUUCUAGAUGGUGGUGUCAAUUGUUCCAGAAGAGUUGAUAGGCAUGGAAAGACAAUUUCAGAUCUUAUACUUUGCCAACAAGUUGUGUUGCCACCAUGAUAUUACCUGAUCUUUUUAAAGAAUAAAAUAAUGCAAAAUUUGCUACUAAUUAAUGUUGCUAUGUUUCUUGUGUAAUGGUGAUUAUUAGAACUACUUUAUCUGAUGUAGAAAAGAAACAAUUAACAAAAGAAGUAGUUACAA